This is a messenger RNA of Lactuca sativa (garden lettuce), 1698 nucleotides long. Its product is annotated as cytochrome P450 Tp4149. The record is from RefSeq and is a predicted model, not a curated record. Gene Ontology annotation, molecular function: iron ion binding; oxidoreductase activity, acting on paired donors, with incorporation or reduction of molecular oxygen; monooxygenase activity. NCBI's taxonomy places the organism in Eukaryota, Viridiplantae, Streptophyta, Magnoliopsida, Asterales, Asteraceae.
GCUUUUUAUAUAAACCAUUCCAUAUUAUUGGGCAUCAAAAUCUCUUGGUAAGGGAAAAUGUUUUCUUUCUUACAGAAUUCCCCCCUUUUCUACUAUUCAUGCAUCGUUUUAAUAAUUCUCAUCAGUUUCAAAUGGAUUUCAACUCUUUCCAAAACCAACAAAAAUUUACCACCAUCUCCACCAAGGCUUCCGAUCAUCGGAAACCUCCACCAACUAGGGUUGAGCCCCCACCGCUCACUUGAGGCCCUGUCCAAAAAACAUGGUCCACUCAUGUUGAUGCACCUUGGCAACGUGCCCAUGCUUGUUGCCUCUUCACCUGAUGCAGCCAAAGAGAUCUUGAAAACCCAUGAUUUGAAAUUUGCAAGCCGACCCAAGUUAAGAAUUGCCGACAUACUUUUGUAUGGCUCCAAGGACAUAACAUUUUCUCCUUAUGGAGAGUAUUGGAGGCAACUGAAGAGCAUCGCUGUAGUCCAUCUUCUAAAUAAUACACGAGUCCAGUCAUUUCAACAAGUGAGGGAAAAAGAGGUGGCUCUUAUGAUUGACAAGAUCAAAAACAGUGAUGGUUCUUUAGUUGAUCUUAAUGAGCUGUUUUUUUGGCUUACGAAUAACAUUUUCUGCAUGGCGAGUCUAGGUAGGAAAUAUGGUGGGUCAACGUUUGCAGACAUAAUGGACAGGUUUAUGCAUCUGCUCAGUGGCUUCAAUGUUGGUGAUUAUAUUCCAUGGUUGGCUUGGAUAGACCGAUUGAGUGGUUUAGAGGAGAAAGCACAUAAAGUUGCUAAAGAAUUUGAUGACUUUUUUGAAUGUGUUGUUGAAGAACAUGUAAAUAAGAGAACAGAAGUGGAUGCUCAAGGUAGUGAAGAUCAAGAUCUUGUUGACACCUUAUUGGAUGUACAAAGAGAUAACGCAACUGGCUUUACCUUUCAUAGAGAUGUCAUCAAAGCCCUCAUUUUGGAUGUAUUUGUUGCUGGAACAGAUACUACAUUCGUAAGUUUGGUAUGGUCAAUCAGUGAGCUAAUAAGACACCCAAGCAUAAUGGAAAAAGUACAACAAGAAGUAACAGAAAUAGCACAAGGAAGAUCCAUGAUUUUGGAAAAGGAUUUAGAGAAAAUGAAUUAUCUUAAAGCCAUCAUCAAGGAGACCUUACGUUUGCAUACUCCAGUUCCACUACUUGUUCCUCGAGAAUCAACACAAGAUGUGAAAGUAAUGGGUUACGACAUUCCAGCUGGCACACAAGCGAUUGUGAAUGCUUGGGCGAUAGGAAGAGAUCCUACCUUAUGGGAAGACCCAGAGGAAUUUAGGCCUGAAAGGUUCUUCAACUCUUCCACAGAUUACAAAGGGCUUCACUUUGAGUUUCUUCCAUUUGGUGGUGGACGAAGAGGGUGCCCUGGGAUUCAAUUCGCUAUAGUCAUCAUUGAAUUAGCAUUAGCAAAUGUGAUAUACAAGUUCGAUUUGGCAUUACCAGAUGGAGUAAAAGGAAAGGAUUUGGACAUGAGUGAGAAGUAUGGCCUUGUUGUCCAUAAGAAAUCUCCUUUAAUUGUUGUGGCAACUUCUCGUUUCUAGUAGUUGCAUGCCCAUAGUAUGUAACUUUCAAUGAUGAUAAUACUGAAUAUAUGUUUCAUAAUAGAUGUAGUAACCGAAGAUGUGUCUAGCUUUAAACACAAAUCCUUUUAAAUUUAAGAUAUGAUUGAUUUUCCAUAA